Messenger RNA from Scomber japonicus (chub mackerel), 1320 nucleotides. It is a transcript of the gene ankrd10a, whose product is annotated as ankyrin repeat domain 10a. The transcript is spliced from 6 exons. NCBI's taxonomy places the organism in Eukaryota, Metazoa, Chordata, Actinopteri, Scombriformes, Scombridae. Gene Ontology annotation, molecular function: protein binding. Bases 41 to 1183 code for a protein of 380 amino acids. The record is from RefSeq and is a predicted model, not a curated record.
UGAGAGAAUCCUUUGUGUCUCUGGCUUUCACAGUUUACUCAUGUCUGUGGGACUAGAACCAGACUUAUUUGGUGAUGAGGUGUUUACCAGCAUGUUUCCCAUCCACCGCGCCUGUCGGGACGGAGAUGUUGGCGCUUUGGCUUCACUGUUACAGCAGCUCUCACACAUAGACCGGGCUCCUCUCACCGCUGAGGACUCAUGUUAUGGAUGGACCCCCAUUCAUUGGGCAGCUCACUAUGGACAGCUGGAGUGUGUGGUGCACCUUGUGCAGAUGGGCUGUGAGGUGAACACGGUGACCAGCCGCUUUAACCAGACACCAACACACACUGCAGCGUUUGGAGGACAUCCUAACUGUGUGGUAUGGCUGACUCAGGCUGGAGCUGAUGUCAACAAGCAGGACUUUGUCGGAGAGGCUCCCAUACACAAGGCUGCCAGGUCAGGUAGCUUGGAGUGUAUCCAGGUCCUGCUGAUAGCAGGUGCUAAACCACAUUUAAGGAAUGCUAACGGGCAGACAGCAGCAGACCUGGCCCAAACUCACGGCUUCCACGACUGCUCCCGCUUCAUCUCCAAUGCCCAGAAACACCUGCUGCAGCUGAGUGGACUCCAUGUGAACGGAGUGCAGAAUGGAAACGGCGCCUCUUGUGGUCAGAUUGUGCUCAGCAGGAAGAGGUUGCUGACUGCCACUGAGGCUGGUUACAUGAAGAAGGCCAAAAACGACGUAUUGAUGCAGAGUAAUGCAGGUGAGGAGCUGGACAGCUUUAACAUGGAGUCUGCACAGGAGCUCAGCUCAGCAGAUGGAACCAAAGCCAUCAGCAGCACACUGCCAGCUGCUGACCAGGAUCACACUGCACCAAUGCAAACCUCCACAUGUAACAAGGAGUCCUGCCCUCCAGCUAAUCAGCAGACAGUAGUCAUAUCCAGUCAGCGCGCUUCAGCUGACAUGUGUGGCUCCCUCCAUCUGACCGGGAGUCCCAGCAGCUGUGUGUCCCACCGGCCGGCCUGGUGGGGGCUGAUGGGAGCCGAUUGUGGAGACUUCCAGCAUUAUGGACACUACCACGGCUUUGGAGACACGGCUGAGGAGCUGACUGAUAGCAGCCGCCUGGACUACAAGAGCAGCAUUCAGGCAGAGCAGAAAUACAACCAGGCAGUGGCAAGCAGCAUCCACCUCUACCAUGGCUCGUAAAGAGUGAGGAUUCAUCAUCACACAUGCAACAAGACUGUCCACCUGCAUAUUGCUAUUAAAGGAACAGUUUGACAUUUGCUGUCAGAUCUAGAGUCACUACAGAGAUCCAGAACAUGUUCAUCCUUGUUUGACUAAAU